Polistes canadensis is the source of this 577-nucleotide messenger RNA. RefSeq names its product probable DNA-directed RNA polymerases I and III subunit RPAC2 (gene l(2)37Cg). Lineage: Eukaryota; Metazoa; Arthropoda; Insecta; Hymenoptera; Vespidae. The transcript is spliced from 3 exons. The record is from RefSeq and is a predicted model, not a curated record. Gene Ontology annotation, molecular function: protein dimerization activity; DNA binding; DNA-directed RNA polymerase activity. Gene Ontology annotation, cellular component: RNA polymerase I complex; RNA polymerase III complex. Gene Ontology annotation, biological process: DNA-templated transcription. The coding region runs from base 112 to 441 and encodes 109 amino acids.
UCGUUGGAAUACUGCAUGUCUAACCAAUAUCGUAUUCAAAGUAAAAAAUAUAAACGCGUGUUCUGACUGUUCAUUUAAUAUAAAUAUAUUACGUGAAAUCGCGUGGCAAGAAUGGGACGACUUGUAGUGCUUGCUGGCGAUCAAGUACAUGGAGAAAAGUCCAGAACUUUUAUAUUUUCAAAUGAAGGUCAUACAUUGGGAAAUGCAUUACAAAAUAUAAUAACUCAGUAUGCUGAAGUGACAUUUUGCGGAUAUACUGUACCUCAUCCAGCAGAAAAUAAAAUUAACUUCAGGAUACAAACUAAAACAGGACGAGCCACAGAUGUAUUAAAACGUGGACUUCAAGAUUUAGAAAAAGCUUGCGACCACACUUUAGAAGUUUUCAAUCAAACAUAUAAACAAUAUAGAAGUUCCAAAAAUCUGUCCUCAGAAAAUACAUAAUAUUAUAGUUUAGUUUUUCUUCAUAUAUUUGGUUGUAAAUAUUAAUUUAAGGUUUUCUUUCACUUAUAAUUAGAUAAUUAUGUUUGUAAUCAAAUAAUGAAAUAAGACUAAGUAAUCUUACCAUUCUGUUUUGAAA